Molecule: messenger RNA, 750 nt
Organism: Strongylus vulgaris
Lineage: Eukaryota; Metazoa; Nematoda; Chromadorea; Rhabditida; Strongylidae
Source: the annotation of a GenBank genome assembly
AUGCGAAGAAAAGUAGCCAUCACUUGCUUCCGGAAAAUACCGCGUUUAAUCGUGAUUUUUUUUGGCGGUUUCUUUAACGAAGCAUUCAGACUGGAACAGUUCGCCCAUCGCCAUCGUGACGAGAUUCGCAAAAAUUCCCAAUUUCGGCGUCAUUUUCAGGAAAUGUGCGCUAGCGUUGGCGUUGACCCUCUCGCUUCUGGAAAGGGAUUUUGGGCAGAAAAGCUUGGAGUGGGAGACUUUUACUACGAACUCGCUGUUCAAAUUGUGGAGGUCUGUUUAUCAACCAACCACAUUAAUGGAGGAAUCAUGACAGUAGAGGAGAUUAGGAACCGUUUGAUGCGCAGCCGAUCGCGCACUAGGAAGGAAACUAUCACUACAGACGAUAUCUUGCGUGCUGUUGACAAGCUCAAAGUAUUGGGAGGUGGAUUUGAGUUGGUGCCAUUGGGUGGGGGCCGUUUCCUUGUACAAUCUGUCCCCGGUGAGCUGAGCAUGGAUCAUUCUCGUGUUCUUCAACUUGCAGAAGAUGCAGCUUACGUCACUAAGGAGCUUAUAAUCGAUAGGCUGCGAUGGGAUGAACCACGAGCUCAAGCCGUCUUGGACCAUCUUGUGAAGGAGGGUUUGGCUUGGGUUGAUGAGCAAGCCACUGAUACAAUUCAGUAUUGGGUACCUUCUCUGUUUCUACAGCAAUACUGUCAUUCAUCUAGUAGCACAAGUGUCUCAGAAAGUCUUCAAAGCAUGACUGCUUAUUAG